AUGCCCCCCCGACUACCACUCCCUGCGCUCCUCCGCGCCCCCUCCACCCUUCUCCCCCGUGUCCGCACCUACGCCAGCAUCGCGCACGCACCUGCCGCGGCACCCCCUAUCGCCCGCCGCGCAGCCACACAGCCUGAAUCGCACAAAGCCGCAUCCACGCGCAAGACCCAGCUCCACCGCACCUACCUCUCACUCAUCCGGUCUUCGCCGCUGCUGAUCAUCUUCCAGCACAACAACCUUCGUGCUGUCGAGUGGAGCGCGCUGCGCCGUGAGCUCAAAAACGCUCUCACAAAGCUGGACGCUGCCUCAGCACCGCUGACCACAAUCAACCUGGUGCGGCCUGCGCUGUUCUCGUCGGUGCUUAGGGUCGCCGAAGGCUUUGAUAAAGAGCAUAGGUUCGAUAAUGGUCUUGCCGGAACAAGUAAGGAGGCGUAUAAGAGUACGUUGCAUCUCAAGGAGACGCUGGAUCUGCAUCCGCUGCUGACGGCGAAUGUGGCGACACUGUCGAUGCCCGUUGUGGCGCCGGCGCAGCUGAAGCUCAUACUGGAGCUCAUGUUCCCUGAGAAGAGGUCGAAGAAGGGGCUGGAUCCGUUGGCGCUGAGCGGACUGCAGAAGUUGGUGCUACUGGGCGCGAGGGUUGAUGGCCAUGUUGCAGGAGGGAGGAUUGGUGAGGGCAGGGUCCUGGAUGGGGAUCAGUUGAGGGCAUUGAGCCAGCUCAAGAGCGUCGAGGAGAUGAGAGGAGAGCUGGCCGCCAUUCUGCAGAGCGUUGGUGGUGGAGAGCUGGUCAGGAGCUUGGGAAGCGUGGGGUUGACGCUGACGAGGACGGUGGAUGGGAGGAGGAAGAUGUUGGAGGAGGGGGCGAGUGAUGGAAAACCUGUAGAGGAGACAAAGGCCGAGUAG
Molecule: messenger RNA, 900 nt
Organism: Morchella importuna
Lineage: Eukaryota; Fungi; Ascomycota; Pezizomycetes; Pezizales; Morchellaceae
Exons: 1
Coding region: 1-900 (299 amino acids)
Biological process (GO): translation
Cellular component (GO): mitochondrial large ribosomal subunit
Molecular function (GO): structural constituent of ribosome
Source: RefSeq, a predicted model, not a curated record